Messenger RNA from Pantherophis guttatus, 6443 nucleotides. The record is from RefSeq and is a predicted model, not a curated record. NCBI's taxonomy places the organism in Eukaryota, Metazoa, Chordata, Lepidosauria, Squamata, Colubridae.
AUGCGGUAAAAGCUAGAACUGCCACCUUCAUAAUUCACAAGAGUAUUAGAAGGGGAAGCAGGAAUACCAAAACCAGAAUUUCCAGAUUGCUAUUAGAGCCUUCUCAAUAAAAGUAGUUUUAGCUUUCUUGCAGAGUUGAUUUCCUGGUCUUGUCUAUCAGGUGGAAUUGACACCUCUGCAGCUGCUGUCCACACAACACACUUAACCAGGGCAGCUAAAGAUCUAGCAGGCGACCCAGAAUGCGAAAUUGGCUUUUCUGGCUUAAUAUUUUGAGUAACGCCCACCUGUAUGUUAAUGGUCCAGCAAACUGUAUUUCAAAAAGAAAAAAAAGAUUAAUUCAGCUACGUGGUUUGUAUGAACUCGACCAGUGUUUCGGCUUUCUACAGCGUCAGGCAGACGGCGGUCAACUUCCAGACGGGAAAGUUUCACCCAAGCUCCUGUCCGCGGGGUGGAUCCCAGCAUAGCUCCUCUCGGCCUGUGAUCUGGUUUGGAUACACUGGAAUUUUUCAUGAAGUACUUUUCUGAUGGCAGUCCUAAGUAAAGUAGCUGUAAAGGAACUGGGCACAUGAGUAUUCCUGAUGAAUGUGAUUUGAGUUCUGUAAUAGACAUCUAUUCUUAACAAUAGUAGUACAGAAAGUGUAACCACCUGCAGAUCUAAACUGGAGUGAUGACCCAGAAGAAUUCCUACAUGUAGAUGUGCAUCUUUUCCAUGGAAUUUGAUUAGAGGUGACACAGCCUCCUCACAACUCAACGUAAAAGAUGAGUGAUGGGGUGUGGAUCAUGCUUAGUCCAGCAGAAUUUGCUCAGCUGCAGCAAUAUUCUGAAUAUUCUACCAAGAAAUUGAGAGAUGUUUUGGAAGAGUUUCAUGGGGAUGGUAUUCUGUCAAAAUAUAAUCCAGAACAAAAGCAAGACACUUUGAACCAACCUAUUGACUAUGAGGGAUUCCAGCUGUUUAUGAGAACAUAUCUGGAGGUGGAUAUUCCAGAAGAGCUCUGUGAGCACCUCUUCAUGUCCUUCAAAAGAAAAGUUGGCCAAUGUUCUCUCGAGAACCAGCAGCAAAAUUCCAGUAUUUCACAGCUGAGCAACCUUGAAUCCAAGACUCUUGAUACAGGUAUAUCCAUCCAGACAGAAGUUGCUUGUGCUCCUGUUACAGGGAUCAAUGGGAAAACUCUUCUAAGUGCCAUGGGAAAGCAUACACCCGAAUCCAAACGCCUCCAGACAAAUCUAGCAGAGGCACAAUCAGCAUCUCUCAGUCCUGUUCCAACAUCCAACAUCAAUGUUCUUGGGAAUGCCUCACCUAACUGGUCCAGAUCAUCAUCACAAAAAUCCACUGCUGGUAACCCUUCUGCUCACAACUCCUCAGGGUCCUCCAAGAUUUCCUCAGGUUCUCUGCUUACCCCACAGUCUCCAGGUUCCAAAAGUUUGGACAAGAAACUUCCUUUCAAUCUCCGAAAGAGUAACAUCUCCCUAAAAACAGCCAGUCCACAUCAACCAGCCCCUUUGGCUCAGGUAGUCUACCUGAAGGACAUUGUCUGCUACCUGUCACUGCUGGAAAGGGGACGGGCUGAGGAUAAGCUGGAGUUUAUGUUUCGCCUCUAUGAUACAGAUGGAAAUGGCUUCCUGGACAGCUCGGAGCUGGAUCGUAUUAUCAAUCAAAUGGUACAUGUAGCAGAAUAUCUGGAAUGGGACUCCACAGAAUUAAGGCCUAUUUUGAAAGAGAUGAUGGAAGAAAUAGACUAUGAUCAUGAUGGAACUGUGACACUUGAAGAAUGGAUUCGGGGUGGUAUGACUACCAUCCCUCUGCUUGUUCUCCUAGGCAUGGAAACCAAUAUAAAGGAUGAUGGCCAACAUGCUUGGAGACUGAAACAUUUCAAGAAGCCUGCCUACUGCAACUUUUGCCGUACUAUGUUACUGGGAGUUAGGAAGCAAGGCUUGUGCUGUUCCUUUUGUAAAUAUACUGUCCAUGAAAGAUGUGUGUCCAAAGAUAUUGCUCCUUGCAUCAAUACUUAUGUAAAAUCCAAGAGAAAUACAAAUGUUAUGCAGCACACAUGGAUUGAGGGCAAUUCCCCAGCCAAGUGUGAUCGAUGUCAUAAAAGCAUCAAAUGCUACCAGGGAAUUACCGGACUACAUUGUGCAUGGUGCCAAAUCACACUUCACAACAAAUGUGCCUCACAUGUGAAACCUGAAUGUGAUGGUGGGCAUCUAAAAGACCACAUCUUGCUGCCUUCCCAGAUCUGCCCAGUUGUUCUGGAUAGGCAAUCCCACUCACGAAGAUCAGAGAGUGAAUCACCAUCCAGUACCACCCCCGAGGAUACAAACAUGAUCUUCAAAUACAAUACUACCACAGUGGAUGGACAUGGACUGCAGAUCAUGCCUAAGCCAGGAACCCACCCAUUGCUGGUAUUUGUGAACCCCAAGAGUGGAGGAAGGCAAGGAGAAAGGGUACAUAGGAAAUUCCAUUACAUACUCAAUCCCAGACAAGUUUACAAUCUGGAUCGUGGAGGACCUAAUCCUGGAUUAAAUUUUUUCUGUGAUACCCCAGACUUUCGUAUUUUGGCUUGUGGAGGGGAUGGGACAGUUGGAUGGAUCCUGGACUGCAUAGAUAAAAUGAACUUAGCAAAGCACCCUCCUGUGGCCAUCCUGCCAUUGGGAACAGGGAAUGAUCUUGCCCGCUGCCUCCGAUGGGGAGGAGGCUAUGAAGGAGGCAACCUAAUAAAAAUACUUAAAGAUAUUGAGCACAGUACUGAGGUAAUGCUGGACCGAUGGCAAAUUGAUGUCAUUCCCAAUGACAAAGAGGAGAAUGGAGAUCCAGUCCCAUUCAGCAUCAUCAACAACUAUUUCUCCAUAGGAGUAGAUGCAUCCAUUGCACAUAGAUUCCAUUUGAUGAGGGAAAAGCAUCCUGAAAAAUUCAGUAGCAGAAUGAAGAAUAAAUUGUGGUAUUUUGAAUUCGGCACAACAGAAACAUUUUCAGCCACUUGCAAGAAACUUCAUGACUAUGUAGAGAUUGAGUGUGAUGGAACAGUUUUGGAUCUGACUAGCACUUCAUUGGAAGGAAUUGCCGUCCUCAACAUUCCCAGCAUGUAUGGUGGCUCCAAUCUCUGGGGGGAAACCAAGAAACAGCGCAGCUAUAACCGCAUAAGCAAGAAAAUACCUGAAAAGUUGCAAUCCUCAGUGGUUACUGAUGCCAAGGAGCUCAAGUUUUGUGUCCAAGAUCUUAGUGAUCAGCUCUUGGAAGUUGUUGGCCUUGAAGGGGCAAUGGAAAUGGGACAGAUCUAUACUGGACUGAAAAGUGCUGGAAAGAGAUUGGCCCAGUGUUCCUCUGUUGCCAUCAGAACAACCAAACUAUUGCCCAUGCAAGUGGAUGGAGAGCCUUGGAUGCAACCACCUUGUACAAUUAAAAUAACCCACAAAAGCCAAGUGCCAGUGUUGUUAGGACCUCCCCAAAAGAGCAGCUUUUUCUUCCUGAGGAGAAGAAACCGAACUCGAGAUUAAUUUUCAAUCAAGCAAAGAACAACCUUCAGAAGCAGCAGUUCUCCAUUCCAGUGGCAAUCACCCAGCGAAGGUCUGCAGGAAAAAAAUCUUUAUCCCUCCAGAUUCCUGGCUUCUGAAUCUGCUUUGGAAACAUCAGUCUGGAGGCAGCAUUAUGAACUCUUAGUAGAAAAUAACAGGGUUGACAUUCGGCAGUCAAACUGAAAUAGCAGUGUGGGUACAUAUAUCCAUGAAACAUAGCCACUUUUUCUAAAUAUUAUUGGCCGGGAUAGCAUUGACACUGAAGAUUCAGAAGGAUUUUUGCCCUCCAUAAUACCACAGCCCAAGAAGAGGAAGCUCUCAGUGCUCUGGUUGGCCUGUGGUAAAAUCUGAGACUCUUCUAAAGAGAGUUGUUCUGGGCAGCCUUGAAUUAUACAGUCCUGUCAGAAAGCAAACAAGCAGACAUGGAAACAUCAUGUCUGACAUUGCCUUCCAGAUGGAAUGAAGGAGAAUUUUCAUCUUAUUUAAAUUCUUUAGAAACCCCCCUCCAAAAAAAUAACUUUAAUAACUGUUAAAGCAUCAAAUUUGGCAAGGAACCAAAUUUAGCUUAUUUAUUUUUAAGAAAUUCUGUCAGCAGAUAAGUGUUAUUUUGUUUUACUACUGUUUGGGUCACCAAACUUGAUAAGACAUGCUAUUUAUUUUUCAAAGUUUAGAAAACACAGGGGGAGAUGAAAAGGGAACGGAAGAGAAAUGUUAUUUUUCUCCAACUCUAAAACAAGAAGGCUCCUUGCUAGUUCCAGGCAUAAGUUUUAGUUUUAAAAUAAAGUGGAAAUUGGUUAGCUGUUCCCUUUCAGAGGCACAGGAACAUACAAAAAAUUUUGCCACAAAGAAGCCAGAUUCAUUAGAGGAAAAAUAAAGAUUAAAAGUGAGAACAUCCUUUGGAAGGAAAAGGAAAACUCAGGUUGUAUUAAAUGUAUGAGUAUGUUGAUAACCUCCACGAAUUUAGGGAUACCUUCAGGUUUGAAACCAAUUCCAUUAUCCAGUUAAUGUUUUUAAAUUUUCUUUUCACAUACAGUAUAGGGUUACUACAACUUCAGAAAUAUUUUAUACACAUAUUUUAAAGCUUUUCUAUAGAAGUUUCAGUUAAGAUAGGGUUCCUUUUAAAUUUUAUCUCAUUAUGGGGCUGAUUUAAGUAACUGAAAAUACUAGAUGUCUAUAAAAGCCUGAAUAUAUGAUCAGAAUUUAAUGCAGAACUGUAUGCAUUAAAUUCUAGGGUAGGCAUUUAUAUGCCACUGAUAUUAUAAUAAAAUGUAAGCAAACUCAGAAGUCAAACUAAUUAGUUAAUUUUCAUCCCAUACUUUUGCAACAGAAAACUACCCAACCAGCAAUCCUAUAUACAUUUUUGGGAUUAAGUCCCAGAGUCUGUAGUACAGUGGACUAAGCACUGUUAUUAACAUCUGCUGCUUGCAAUUACUGCAAGUUCAAAUCUCACCAGGCUCAAGGUUGACUCAACCUUCCAUCCUUUCAAAGGUAGGUGAAAUGAGGACCCAGAUUGUGGGGGCAAUAAACUGACUUUGUAUAAAUAUACAAAAGUAUGAAGGCUAUUGCUUAACGCAUUGUAAGCCGCCCUGAGUCUCCAGAGAAGGACGGCAUAUAAAUUAAAAAAGCAAAAAGCAAUCAAUAGGAUUUAAUUUUGUAUAAGCACAUAUUAGAGUGCAGUGUGUAUAGUUCAUAGAUGCAAAAGACUAAAAUGGCAUAUUUUAGUUAGGAAAUAAAUACCUCAUGUUCUCUAGUUCUUCUUUAACAUUGUUCAAUCAGGUAAUAGUAUAACCUGACAGCCAACAUCAUGUCCCUCUUUAUUCUUUUUAGAUUCCAAUAUACAUGAUGUUUUCUAUAUAACAAAAAACUGCCAGGUUAUGAAAAACUAUUUAGAUCACAAUUGCCAAUCUAUGUGAUCACCAGAUUUUUUUUCAAGAGAAGCUAAGACAUGAAAAUAGAGAAAGGUUUGAUUCACUUGCAACAAUACCAUUCUUCAAAAAAGAUAAAUUGCUAACAAAUGGACACACAUGUUUAUUAUAACACCAGAAGGAAAAUGUUAAUCAAAAAACCACAGUUAAUAUAAGCUUCUUCUACAAGUGGUAGCUUUUCAGGAUUUUGAAUUGGUAAUUCUAGCUUAAAAACUCUGACUCCUUUAAAUACUUUUAAAUUCAGAUGAAGAAAAUUAUACUCACCGAUUCUCAUUGUUGCAUGGAAGUUUCUUUUACAUUCAGCCAGGACAAAAGAAUGUCAUCUCUGAGUUAGAAGUCUCUAAAGAGUAAAUGGCACAAAUCCAUUUAUUUACUUAACCGCUUAAAUAAGGAGGACAUACAGUAUGUUUUCUGUUAAUGGAGGUUUUUCUAAAUGAAGUCAUUUGAUUUUAUUUAGAGCUUGUCUGAACUAGGAAAUCUGGUGGAGACUUUGGCUUCUAUGACAGUAUAACUGUAUUUUUCAUAGACAUCCUGUAUUGCAGUUACGAUACCUAUGGUUUUGGAAAGGUUGCAACUGGGAUCCAUUCAGAUGUCUGACAGCACCAUGAAGGUUGUGAAAGAGGUACAAUGUAGAAGAAAUAAUGGAUAAGAUUUGCUUUUACAUUUGGAAAUUUAGUCUCAGGAAUUUUUGAAUCCUACUUAUGGAGUUUCAUCUAUGGGAUCCAUCUUAGAGAGGCACAAUUCUAUAGAGUAUGUACUAUUUAUUAUUACUGGAUCAGAAAAUACCUCAUUGACUAGUAUUCAUAAUUCUGCCUUCUUCUGUUCUUUUUUCCAUACUCCUUUCUGCUCUGCUUACCUGUUUGUAAGCAACUUUGCUUCCAAAUAUCUUCAUCUCUUUUUAUGUUUUGCUUGUUUUCAAUUUUGGUUCUUAACCAAUAUGAUCAAAAUAUCCAUGACGCAAGUACAACUUGUACUCUUUUCUUAAAUAUACUUUUCUUCUGCCGUUGA